UCCAUGGCAAUCUGGAAAUGAAACCUUCUCCUUUCCUGAACAUGCGGCUUGCAAACACCUGGUUGUUUCUCACUGCAAUCUUACUCUGUGGCAAACAGCACCUGGGCACCAGGCUGGGGAAUUCCUCCUCUCACGACAGUCAUUUGUGCCCCGACUGCUCUCAUCUGACCCUGAAGGUGGAAUUCUCCUCAACCGUCGUAAAACACGAAUACAUCGUGGCGUUCAAUGGCUACUUCUCAGCCCAAGCAAGAAGCAAAUUCAUUUCGAGAGCACUCAAGAACAGCGACAUAGAAAGCUGGAGGAUUGUGCCCCGCAACAACCCAGCCAGCGAUUACCCCAGUGACUUUGAAGUGAUCCAGAUUGACGAGAAUCAGACGGUUGGAGUGCAGACGCUCGAAGACCAUCCCAACAUCAAACGGGUUACGCCACAGAGGAAAGUCUUUCGCUCGCUAAAGUACACCGAGACAGAUUCCGCCGCUCCCUGUAAUGAGACCCGAUGGAUGCAGAAGUGGCAGUCAUCCCGCCCCCUCCGAAGGGCGAGCCUGUCUUUGGGCUCCGGCUUUUGGCACGCGACGGGCAGACACUCCAGCAGGCGCUUGCUGAGAGCCAUCCCUCGGCAGGUGGCACAGACCCUUCAGGCAGACGUGCUCUGGCAAAUGGGCUUUACAGGAGGUGGUGUAAGAGUGGCUGUCUUUGAUACUGGACUCAGCGAGAAACAUCCACACUUCAAAAAUGUAAAAGAGAGGACAAACUGGACAAAUGAGAGAACUCUGGACGAUGGCCUGGGCCAUGGAACCUUUGUCGCAGGCGUGAUAGCUAGCAUGAGGGAGUGCCAAGGAUUUGCUCCAGACUCCGAACUGCAUAUAUUCAGGGUCUUCACUAACAAUCAGGUUUCAUAUACAUCUUGGUUUUUGGAUGCUUUCAACUAUGCUAUCUUAAAGAAGAUCGAAGUGUUGAAUCUUAGCAUUGGAGGCCCAGAUUUUAUGGACCGUCCGUUUGUAGACAAGGUGUGGGAAUUGACAGCCAAUAACGUUAUCAUGAUCUCUGCUAUUGGAAAUGAUGGUCCUUUGUAUGG
Protobothrops mucrosquamatus (brown spotted pit viper) is the source of this 1075-nucleotide messenger RNA. Its product is annotated as membrane-bound transcription factor site-1 protease-like. Gene Ontology annotation, molecular function: serine-type endopeptidase activity. Gene Ontology annotation, biological process: proteolysis. Lineage: Eukaryota; Metazoa; Chordata; Lepidosauria; Squamata; Viperidae. Gene Ontology annotation, cellular component: Golgi apparatus. The annotation marks the transcript as partial. The transcript has 7 exons. The record is from RefSeq and is a predicted model, not a curated record.